Molecule: messenger RNA, 3293 nt
Organism: Caenorhabditis auriculariae
Lineage: Eukaryota; Metazoa; Nematoda; Chromadorea; Rhabditida; Rhabditidae
Source: the annotation of a GenBank genome assembly
AUGUGGCGAAAGUCCAUAAUUCUCAUAUGCCUGACGUUCAUUUUGUCGGGAUCACUCAUCUCUGCGCAAUCAAUCGAUGAAGAGGAAUCUGUUCAUGUCGGAGGGAAAGAAGGAAGCGGAAGUCCUCUUCCAGACGAUGAAGACGUUGAAGUUAGUUUUUUUUUCCGAAAUUGGUAAUUGAUUUUUUUUUUCACGAUAAAGUGCUUUAUAGAGAUUUCAACAGUUGAAAAAACUAUAUAUUUCUUGGGAACGAUUUUAUCCUUCACGAAAAGAGCCAGAUGCGCGCUACAGAAUCAGAAGAGCGCGAGAAAAAGGCAAAAAAUGUCGGCAGAUGGGGCUUUUGUUAUAGUCUAUUCUCCAACAGCUUGCUAGGUCGUUUAAAAGCGAUCUAUAGGACCUAAGUAAACGUCUUAUUUCCACCCCUGAUCUAAAAUACUUUAUCAAAAAUAUAUUUCAACUGUACCACCGAGAGUCGAAAAAAAUUAUUUUUAAAAAUAAAAUGGUGACAGGAUAGAAAUCUUGCAUGCAAGCAAGGCAAAGCAUAUUCUUGCUGGGUUUGAAAGUGCUAUUAAAGAGAAAUUUUUUUCAUCAUUGAUUCAUAGAGAAAACUGUUUCAAAUUUUUAAAUUUUUAAGUUAUUUCGAAUACUUUUUUUGAAUUGUUUGAAUUUAUUUUUGAUGAAAAGUUUUUUUCUGGUUUUAGGCUCAGCAUUUUUUUCUGAUUGAAGUAAAGUUUUUUUCAAUGAUAGUGUUUCAGUUUAGAGAUACAUUUUAUUAAAGUUUUUUUCCGGGGUAAGACAGGUUUCUGAAAAAAAUAUCAGAAAGAAUUUUUCAAAAAUAUCUGUAUAAUUUUUCCAGAAAACGUUCACUCAUUUUUUUCACAUUACUUCAACAUCGAGGCCUUUUUGAAUCGAGUCGUACAGUCCUUUUUUCUUCUUCGUUCUAUGCAUCUGACUAAUUCCGUCAUUUCAGUUCAUUGUUUGAAAAAAUGUGUUUCCAUUGCGCAAGGGCUCCACGUGUCUCUUUUAACGCCGAAAUAUUUCUAAGAGAGUGCAUCAAAUUAUAGUACAGUAGUAGAUGAUGCGCGGACAGGUGGGCGGCAGGUCAAGCGUCGCGGAGAAGAAAAUACGUUUGAGACAAUCCUGGUGUGGUCGGGAUUGCGUGGGUUGAUGCGUAAUGAAUACUUUCGGUCAAUUGCAUCAUGACUCGCAUGCACACGUACCGAUGAACCAGCGCGACGAGUAAUGGCCACGGUUUGUCUGUUUUUUGCCUCACAUCCUGUCCCCAGCGUCAUGCGCCGACUUUUUCAAGGAACUUAGUCAAGACAAGAUGCGUUUCAAACUUUGAGAUGCAGCGGCUGUAGUUCGAAUCUGGUUUGAGAUCAGAUAUUCAGUGAGGGAAAGGCUGGAAGACACAUUCUGAGGAUUCGAAAGCAACAUAAUGUUGAAAAAUUGAGCUUUUCGAACUUCUUACCUUUUAUCCUUCUCAAAAACGCCAUAAAACCCUUUUUAAAUCGCAAGGAUAGCGUCUCGAGUUUAUUAAAUCAAAAAACGUAAGCUCCCUCUCAUUUCUUGAUAUCUUACCGGCGCUCUCAUAAUAAUCUUUUUUUCAUUUUUUUUUUCAUAACGAAAGAAAAGAAAGUCAAAACCUUUCUGCUGACUGCCAUUCCAUCACUGCUCAACGCAUUCUGAGUAAUGCACAAAAAGUUCAGCUUGAGGUUCUCAUCGGACCCGACUCGCGGGAAGUCUUACCUGAACUUGAAAUUACAAAAGCGUGAGAAUCCGGCAAGACGACAUGUUCCGGCUCACUUGCUUUGUGCGUCGCUUGUGUUUGGCUUACCCACCGGUAGCCGGCAGUCGCUUUUCGAGUGUCUCAUCGGCGGCUCCAAAGCAAGCUGAAAGUGUGGACGGAGGCCGAUAACAAAGAUCGAAGGCACCGGGGGAAGGUCAAACGUGUUUGGAUUCGACCUGCAUGCGAGACUCGUACCGUUUUGUCUCUUUGCAUAGGACCUUGAUACGACUGCGCGGGAUUGUUGACUACACGCUUGUUGAACUUCGAACAUUCGCAAGACUUUCCGUUCGGUUCUGAAAUUUUCAAAUUUGAGCCCUUGGAAGUUUCAUCUCGGACCUCAAAGUUCUCGAAACCGAAAUGAUUCUGACUCGAUUCGACGUGCUUACAGCUUCGAAUCAUUUAUAAAAAUAACUCGGAAAUUCUUUCACUUUGGAUAAUUAAGUUCCGAAAAAUAGAAACCUGUAAGCUGGGAACGUCAAAAAUACAAUUUAUUCUCAAAAAAGACCCUCGCCAAUGAUUUUCUCAAAAAACUCAGACACAUCUACAAGAAAAUAAUGAAAAUGUAUAUUUUUUCGUGGCGUCUACGUGUUUCUGAAUCCACUUUUAGAAAUGAAAGUCAAAAAAAAAAUCCUUAUCGACACCCUAAAUUCUCAGAAGUAAUAAAAUGACAUGAUUUUUUCAGGGCUCUUCCCUACCUCCGGACACUUACUACGCAACGACACCUUCAGUGAGAUCGAAGUUUGGUACAACAACGGUCGGAAAAGUGAAAAAUUCUGAAGAAUCAUUAGAAUUGACGACGGAGGCUCGGCCAACGACUACUGUACUUAAACAGAAGGUGGGUAAUUUUAUUCUCAAACUUCUGUUUUUCAUGAGUUUCCGGCUAUCAUCGUGCUGAUGUCAAAAGUAUAUAUUCAGGUGACAACUUUUGCGACGUCAACGCCUCGUAUCACCACGAGAGUACUUUUGGAAAGUUCGAUCGGCAACAGCCGAACUGCUCCAGCACCCGCGACGACGUCGUUCAGCACCAUCGCCAUUGUCAUCGUCCUUGGCGCUAUUAUUUUCCUCUUGGCUCUUUUAAUUAUCGUCAUUAUGUGCUGUAAAGCUUAUAACAGUAAGUUCCGAUUUUUUAAACAUCAAAGCAAAUUUUUAAAAACAUUAUUAAAAUGCUUAGGUAUCGUAAAAUAGUUUUUUAAUUUGAAAAUGCUUUUUUGAAUACCACGAUGAGUUUUUAAUUCCAGUUCCACUUCACUGAAUUGAUGAGGCCCAAGUUGAAAGAUUAAACAAAUGAAUCGAUAUGUUUUUGAUUCACUCCAUUCACCGCCAGUUCAGAUAACAUUGAGAAAAAAGGGCCUGAUACUUUUUUUUUUACCUUCACUCAAAUGAACUAUCAAAAUCAUUGAUUCUGUCAGAAUAACUGGAAAAAAACUUCAGAAUUCUUUCAGAUCGCAAACAAGCAUAUCGACCUGGAAAGCGAGAAACUCCGGAAGCAUUACUUAAAGAGUAA